GACACUCCACGGUGCAGCUUUACUGAGGAGCCUUCACUCUGCUGGACACAUUUAUUUAUCCAAGCGCACAGAUCUAACAGUGUUUUCCCCCCUGCUCAGCAAAGCGAGCUUCUAGCUUUUCACACCACUUGUUGAUGAUGUGCUUCAGAAAAAGGGUCCAUGUGGAUUUUAUUUUUAUUUUGGGCGAUAAUUGACCUCACCUGGUGCGCCCGAUUGCGCCAGUCUGCUCCACCUCUCCUCGGUGAGCUGCUGCUGGUGGAAAAACUGCUAUAAAGAGGUCAUUUUAAAGUGGGUUGGGUUAAACUGGCACUUUAAAAGAAGCGCUUGUUGCUUUCUGAGCAUUUCAGCAGCAGCCGCCGCCAGGUUGGGAGAAAAGACGCACCGGUUGGAGAAGUGGAUACGGCGGCUCGUUUGUAGGAUUUGAACCCUUUUCUUCUCCUCAACCCUUGUUAAGUUUCAGCCAGCCAUGGGUGGAGGUGGUGUGGACAGGUUAGUAAAAUCUCUGCUGCUGCUUCUGCCAGUGCUGCUGCGCUGUGAAGCACUGCCAGAGAGCUGGCAGCCUGGAAACUACAUCAACAGCACGGCCGACGCGCAGAGGUUCCUCAGAGAUUACAACAGCACUGCUGAGGAGGUGUUCUUCCUCAGUGUGUUAGCCAGCUGGAACUACAACACAAACCUAACGGAACACAACUCCAAGCUCCAGGUUAGUGCAGCUCUAGAGGAACAAGCCUUCUCUGAGGCCUGGGGGAUGAAGGCCAAGCAGGUCUUUUCUAAGGAGCUUCUUGACUCCCUCCCUGAUGCUGAAGACAAGAUGUUGAUGGAGGGCAUCAUGCAGCUGGGAGCUGCUAACCUUCCCCAGAAUGAAAGAGAGGAGUUCAACACCAUUCUCAGCACCAUGGAUAGUAUUUAUUCAACAGCAAAGGUACACCCACAGCCAAACAUAAGCUGGAGCCUGGAACCCGAGCUAACAGACAUCAUGGCCAAAUCCAGGAGCUACAAGAAGUUGCUCUAUGCUUGGGAAGCCUGGCACAAUGAGUCUGGCGUGCCUCUAAAGGAGUAUUACCCCAGGUUUGUCGAGCUCAGCAACAAAGCCUCUAGAGGAGAUGGAUUCAAUGACACUGGAGCAGUUUGGCGCUCUUGGUACGAGUCUCCAACUUUUGAACAGGAUAUAGAAAAGCUCUACAGGACCAUCGAGCCACUUUACCUGAACCUGCAUGCAUUUGUGCGCCGCAAACUCUACAACUUCUAUGGACCCAGAUAUAUCAACCUGAAGGGACCGAUUCCUGCACACCUGCUGGGAAAUAUGUGGGCCCAGACCUGGAACAACAUCUUUGACAUGAUGGUCCCAUUUCCUGACAAACCCAACGUGGAUGUGACGGCUGAAAUGGUUAAACAAGGCUACAAUGCUACACACAUGUUCCGUGUGGCCGAGGAGUUCUUCACCUCCUUGGAUUUAGCAGAAAUGCCUAAAGAAUUCUGGGAAGGUUCUAUGCUUGUUAAGCCUGAGGAUCGAGAGGUAGUGUGUCACGCGUCUGCCUGGGACUUUUACAACCGCAAAGACUUCAGGAUUAAGCAGUGCACCACAGUGACCAUGGAGCAGCUCUUCACUGUUCACCAUGAGAUGGGACACAUCCAAUAUUACUUGCAGUACAAGGACCAGCCUGUGGGCUUUCGCGAUGGAGCCAACCCCGGAUUUCACGAAGCCAUCGGUGAUGUUCUGUCACUUUCUGUUUCGACCCCAAAGCACCUGCACAAAAUUAACCUGCUAGAAUCUGCAACCUCUGACGAAGAAACUGACCUUAAUUUCCUGUUGAAGAUGGCUCUGGAGAAGAUUGCCUUCCUUCCUUUUGGUUACCUCAUUGACCAGUGGAGAUGGGGGGUAUUUGAUGGGCGCACCCCUCCAGAUAAAUACAACUCUGAGUGGUGGUACCUCAGAACCAAAUACCAAGGAAUUUGCCCGCCCACCAAGCGUACAGAGGACCACUUUGAUCCUGGUGCAAAAUACCACAUCCCUGGAAAUACACCAUACAUCAGGUAUUUUAUCAGCUUCAUCCUGCAGUUCCAGUUUCACGAGAAGCUGUGUGAAGCAGCCAAUCACACUGGCCCUCUGCACACAUGUGACAUCUACCAGUCUGCAGAAGCAGGAGCCAUUCUAAAGAAAGUUCUUCAGGCUGGCUCUUCCAAACCUUGGCCUGAUGUGCUCCAGGAGGCCAUUGGCACCAGAGAGAUGAAUGCCAACUCACUAAUGAAAUACUUUGAGCCUGUAACAAAGUGGCUGCAAGAACAAAAUGUGAAAGAGACUCUGGGAUGGCCUGAAUUUAACUGGGUCCCACCCAUUCCUGAGGGCUACCCAGAGGAUGUAGAUAAGAAUACAGAUGAGCUCCAUGCAAAGACGUUUCUAGAAGAGUAUAACCGAACAGCUGAAGUGACUUGGAAUGCAUACACAGAGGCUUCUUGGAACUACAACACAGACCUCACUGAAUCUAAUAAGAAGAUCAUGCUCCAGAAGAACCUGGAGAUGUCGAAACAUACCCUGAAGUACGGACUAAAGGCUCGCGAGUACGAUACCACGGACUUCCAGGAUACUUCCGUUAAACGCAUCAUCAAAAAACUCAGUGACAUUGAGAGGGCUGCUCUGUCCUCAGCAGAGCUGGAAGAGUACAACACCCUUCUAUCUAACAUGGAGACUAAGUACAGUCUGGCUGUGGUUUGCAGAGAUGGUGUCACCUGCCAUCCACUGGAUCCAGAUCUCCAGAAGAUCAUGGCAGAGUCCAGGGACUACGAUGAGCUGCUGUUUGCUUGGAAAGGAUGGAGAGAUUCUGCUGGCAAAAUUCUUCGUCAGGAUUAUAAAAGAUAUGUUGAACUGGCCAACAAAGCUGCCACAAUCAACGGUCAUUCUGAUAAUGGAGCUUUUUGGCGGUCUCUGUAUGAAACUCCAACUUUUGAGGAGGACCUGGAGACUCUGUGGAAGGAGCUGGAGCCUCUCUAUCUGAACGUACAUGCAUAUGUUCGAAGGGCUUUGUACAGAAAUUAUGGUCCUGACUACAUCAACCUGAAGGGACCAAUUCCUGCUCAUCUGUUGGGCAACAUGUGGGCUCAGACCUGGUCUGGGAUUAUGGAUUUAGUCACACCCUACCCAGAUGCCACACAGGUGGAUGCUACUCCAGCUAUGGUGGCACAGGGUUGGAACGCCACCCGGAUGUUCCAGGAAUCAGACAGAUUUUUCACCUCUCUGGGCUUGUUGCCCAUGCCCAAAGAAUUCUGGGACAAAUCCAUGUUGGAGAAACCGACUGAUGGACGCCAGGUGGUGUGCCAUGCCUCUGCUUGGGACUUCUAUAAUCGGAAAGACUUCAGGAUUAAACAGUGCACGGUUGUGACUAUGGAUGACCUGAUCACGGUGCACCAUGAGAUGGGCCAUGUUCAGUACUUCCUGCAGUACAAAGACCAGCCUGUGUCCUUUCGUGAUGGAGCCAACCCUGGUUUCCAUGAGGCCAUUGGAGAUGUUCUUGCACUGUCAGUGUCCACGCCCAAACACCUGCAGAGCAUCGGCCUUCUGGACAAAGUUGAGGACAACCACGAAAGUGAAAUCAACUUUUUGAUGAGCAUGGCCCUCGACAAGAUUGCCUUCCUACCUUUUGGCUACCUGAUGGACCAGUGGAGGUGGAAGGUGUUUGAUGGACGCAUCCCUUCAACUGAAUAUAACAAAGAAUGGUGGAACCUCAGAUUGAAGUACCAGGGACUGUGUCCACCUGUACUUCGCAAUGAGGAUGACUUUGACCCAGGUGCUAAGUUCCACAUCCCUGCAAAUGUGCCCUACGUCAGGUACUUCAUUAGCUUCAUCAUCCAGUUUCAGUUCCACAAGGCUCUGUGUGAUGCUGCGAAGCAUAACGGGCCACUGCACAUGUGUGAUAUCUACAAAUCUCACGAAGCUGGGAAGCUGCUGGGCGACGCAAUGAAGCUUGGUAACAGUAAGCCCUGGCCUGAAGCCAUGGCCAUGAUCACUGGUCAGUCCAAAAUGUCCGCCCAGCCCCUCAUGACAUAUUUCAAACCGCUCAUCGAUUGGCUGGAGGUGGAGAACAACAAGAAUAACGAUGUCCGCGGAUGGCCCGAGUAUGACUGGAAACCUGCAACAAGGCCUGGAGUGGAAAUCAAAGAUGUCAAAGUAGACUUCCUGGGAAUGAAUGUGGAUGGUGCUGCUGCAGUAGCUGGUCAGUGGAUCCUGCUGGUUCUUGGUCUGGUCCUCCUAGUGGCCACCAUCCUACUAGCAUACAAAUACAGAAAGUCAAAAAGGCCUGAGAAGUCCUUAUCAACUAUGGAGCUGAAGCAGAAGGACUAGAGAGGUUCAAAAGCCGACCAAAGCAACAAGGACUAACUAGCCGACACAGAAUCAACCUCAUUGUGGUCAUCCAAGUACAUUUUGACUGUUCUGAAUCAGAAUUGUAUUUGUGUUUUUUAUUUUGUGUUUAAAUGUUGCUGGAAGGUGAAUCUGUAUAAUAGAAAAAUCCCAAACAUGCAGCAUUAUAGAAUGUUUCUUUACUGCAGAAUAACCAAAUGUUUCUAUAGGGUGAAAGGUUUAGUAACACUUGACACUGUUUAAGUAUUCAUAGAGAAUAUUUAAGUAGAAGAUGCUAUUUCACUGUAAUCUCAGCCACUCUGUUCUAUAUUUUUAAUGACUAACUAUUAAAGUAUAAUAAAUAUAUCUAUAGAUAUAUCUAAUUUCAAAGUCCCAUUGAGGACAAUGUUUUUAACAAGUGUGUCAUGAUGCCAAAUAAUUUUUAUUCAAAUAGUUUUAAGUUGGUGUUUUGUUCAUUUUCGGUUUAAAUAAUUUUUAGAAUGUUCUAAUUUUCAUCCUAUAUGUAAUAUUUUGGUCCACUUUUGAUUUCCAGAGAUAUUUUAUUUCUGGAUUUUCAUGAUUAACUACCUGAGGUGCUGUAUGUUUUAAAAUUUGUACAAAAAUGACUUACUGCUGUUAUUAGUUGUUUAUUUUUUUUUACUCGUGUUAUGAAAUACACUGAUCUGACCAGA
Messenger RNA from Nothobranchius furzeri (turquoise killifish), 5025 nucleotides. RefSeq names its product angiotensin I converting enzyme (peptidyl-dipeptidase A) 1 (gene ace). Gene Ontology annotation, cellular component: plasma membrane. The record is from RefSeq and is a predicted model, not a curated record. NCBI's taxonomy places the organism in Eukaryota, Metazoa, Chordata, Actinopteri, Cyprinodontiformes, Nothobranchiidae. Gene Ontology annotation, molecular function: metallopeptidase activity; peptidyl-dipeptidase activity. Gene Ontology annotation, biological process: proteolysis.